UUGAAGGCUGCAGCGCAAGAAUGUGAGUCUGUAAAGUCAGCAGGUCUCCAACAGACGUUGAGCCAAUAUAUUCACUGUAAUAACGGGUGAAUAAUUUUGAACUAUAUUUUCUCUGGAAUAUUUUACGUGUAUCUAGAAUACACCCCAAGUAACAAAGUGACAUGAAAUGACGUCAAAGUGGACCUUGCGGAUUAUACGGAUUAAUCUCACUCUUGCGCUCAAUCCCUCAUCAGUCCCUUCAUCAUUUCACGUUCGAUCGGUUUAACGUUACCGCAAUCGGAUUGGCGACGUUAACACGAUGUGUGGUGCGAUGUAAAAGAGUUCCCGUAAAGGAGUCUCUUCUCGUAUGUCGUAAGAAGAAAGGGGAUCUCGCCGGACAAACCACAUGUCAAGACUAUCAUUGACGGGCCUCGAGGAUCCCGAUGAGCGAGUAGCAGCAGCAAACGACACAUGACACACGCACGCCAAGUGUAAACCUUGUGAAACAUAGGUGAAAACGGAAAAAGAGACCGCGAUAUGUGGUGGUUUCUGUUGCUGAGCUGCUGGUCGUCCUCCUCGUCCCAGGGCGUGACCCGGUCGACGGUGUUGCACGCGAUGCUCGGCGAACAGGUCGACCUCGUGGGCGCCGUGAACGCGAGCUACGCGUCCGACUGGCGGAGAGGCCUCGUGAACAACGGAGUUAAUGAUGCGAUGGGCAACGGGGAGUCUGCCGAUUCCAUCGAUUCGCGGCAGCCUCCCGCCAAUACCGUCGAUCGCGAACCGUUGGACGAAGUGGAGCGUAUCGAGCCCAGGCAGUGGCCAGGCAGACCGGAUAUCCUGCCGACUCGCAGCACCGCGCCCUUCACCACGGAAACCUCCCUGUCUACCGGGCCUCUGUACCCCACCACGCUCGCCCAAAGGAACCCCUCCUCGCAAAGAUUCCCGACGAUUACGGUGCCACCGCCGACGGUCACCGUCGACGAAGUCUUCUGCGACUUCGGACCGAACCCGUCGAUGCCGCUCUGCGAGUGGCAAAAUGGUAACGGCGCCUUGGAGUGGAUGCCGGGUACCGGAUUGGGCACUAACUGGGUGGGUGGACCGGCGGCCGAUUUUACGAGCGGCACCAUGGAGGGAGGGUACGCCUUCGUGGAGACGUCGCACGUACCACCGAAGGAUCUGAAAUUCAAGAGCUCCGGUGGUCUCCUGCACAGUCCACAGUUAGGCAGCACCGGGGUCUCCGGCACUUGCUUCAUGUUCAAAUACUCCAUGGAUGGUCUCAGUAUCGCAGGGCUGCGGGUAUUGCUGCACGUCGGUGUAGACGAGUUCUCGUACAAGAAGGAGCAGCUCGAGGAGGAGCCGCCCACGGAAAAUGUCACGGCGCCGGUGCCUUGCGAGCCGGUGGAGGUCUUGGAGGAACGAGUGCUGUGGCACGCGCAGUAUUACACGCUCGGAGUAUGGCAGCAGACCCAAAUACUCUACACUUUCCCCGAAUUGCACUCGGUGAUCAUCGAAGGUGUGCCGGUGGACUCGACGGACCCGUCGCGUCUGUAUCGCGGGUACAUCGCCAUCGAUGACAUAGACCUGCAGCCUGGCACGUCGUGCGUUGGCUUCUGCAACUUCGCCAAUGGCUUCUGCGACUGGAACAACGACGCGGAGGACGAUUUUGAUUGGACCAUAAGCCGUGGCAGCGACAAUCCCACGACCGGUCCGGCGAUGGACAGCUCCAGCGAUCGCGCCACAGCGGGCGGUUACGCGUACAUCGACUCCAGCUUCCCGCGACGACCCGGCGACACGGCGAAGCUGGUAAGCUCGAGCUUCCCGGCUACCACCGCGGACGCGCCGAUGUGCACGCACUUCUGGUUCCACAUGUUCGGGUCCGGGAUCGGUUACCUCAGGCUCUACCUACGUCACUUUCGCAGCUCGGACAACCAGCUGCAGGAGAUCUGGGGACUGUCCGGGAACGCCGGCAACGCCUGGUUCAUGUCACAGGUGACGAUCAGCUCGCUCGACGACUUCCAGCUGAUGUUCGAGGCGUCGGUGGGCAUCACCGGCAUGGGUGAUAUCGCCAUCGACGAUAUCUCGUACGCACAAGGCGCCUGCCCUGUUUCGCCGCAAGUGGCCGCUCCGAUACCGCGAGACUGCACGUUCGAGGUCGACGAGUGCGAGUGGAUCAACACGCGCGACCCGGACCGCGUCGAGUGGGAGAGGGUGUCCACGCAGGUGUUGGGCCCGAGAAACCAGAGGAAGCCCUACAGCAAUGGGCACACAGUUAAUCGACGCAACGAGUACUUCCUGGGGCUCGCUCGUGUACGUGGUGGCUCACGAUCGUCCGGAGGCGGUACUGCUCAGCUAGUCAGCCGGGAGAUGAAAGGUUCUGAGGAACCGCUGUGUAUCACGUUCUGGUACUUCAUGUUCGAGCCGUUCAUCGACUCCACGGGACCCAGCUUGGGCGUCUUGCGACUGUACGUGCAAGAAGUGGGCGACACCUCGACGGAAGCCAAGCCGAUCUGGCAGUUAUACAAUAACCAAGGUCCCACGUGGAGCUACGCUCAGGCUAACAUCAACGAGAACACGGACUUCAACAUCGUAUUCGAGGGCACAUGGGGCCCGAACAGAGCGAGCGGUAGCAUAGGAAUCGACGAUAUCGCGUUUUAUACUGGGAAUUGCAGCGUGAAGCCACUGAGUGCGGCCGUGCGCGCGGAGGACUGCAGCUUCGAGAAGGGCCUGUGCGGAUGGGAGAACACGACCGCCUCCGACAACGACCGGGCCGUGAUGUGGCAACGCGCUUUUCAGACCCACCGGCCGGCUCAACUGUUGGACAGGACGUUCGGUGCAACUGGUGACUUCGUGUUCUUCGACAUCUUCACGAACAACAAGCAGUCGACGACGGUGCAGUUGCGAUCGCCCGUCAUCAGCCCAUUGCCCGACGAGGAGUUCGUCUGUUUCACCUUCUGGUUCGCCGCCUUCGGCGUGGAGGAGUCCACCACUCUGCGAGUGAUCAAAGCGCCCGCUGAGGAGGAUGGGAACGAACAGAACGAAGACGCGCAGGAGCAGGCGCUGUGGUCACUGACAGCGAAGGGAUUGAACAAUCCGCGACCGGUGUGGAUGGCGGCACAAGUGACGAUCGAGGCGCGUACCCCGUAUCGACUGAUCCUCGAGGGAAGCGCGAGUAACGGUGGCUUCGCCGUGGACGACAUAAAGUUUCAGCCCUUGGCUUGUGGAAUUCGACCACCCAGCGCCCAACCGAUCGAAAGCGAGACGUAAGAGGGACACCGGCAAAAUGGACCAUGAGAUAAAGAAGAAAAAAAACGUAGUAAUAUUUUUUUUAUCAAUUAGUUUAUUAAUUAGCUAUUAUUUAUAUGUAAAACUGUAACGCAAGUAGAACACGCAAUAAAAAAACUUGGGAUAUACCCGAUACGA
Molecule: messenger RNA, 3399 nt
Organism: Dinoponera quadriceps
Lineage: Eukaryota; Metazoa; Arthropoda; Insecta; Hymenoptera; Formicidae
Product: MAM and LDL-receptor class A domain-containing protein 1-like
Exons: 10
Coding region: 517-3243 (908 amino acids)
Cellular component (GO): membrane
Source: RefSeq, a predicted model, not a curated record